Cebus imitator (Panamanian white-faced capuchin) is the source of this 1199-nucleotide messenger RNA. RefSeq names its product sterile alpha motif domain containing 1 (gene SAMD1). The transcript has 5 exons. The record is from RefSeq and is a predicted model, not a curated record. Gene Ontology annotation, molecular function: protein binding. The annotation marks the transcript as partial. Lineage: Eukaryota; Metazoa; Chordata; Mammalia; Primates; Cebidae.
CCGCCGCCGCCGCAGCCACAGCCGCCGCCGGAGGGGGGCGCGGCGCGGGCCGGCGGCGCGGCGCGGCCCGUGAGCCUGCGGGAAGUCGUGCGCUACCUCGGGGGCAGCGGCGGCGCCGGCGGUCGCCUGACCCGCGGUCGCGUGCAAGGGCUGCUGGAGGAGGAGGCGGCGGCGCGGGGCCGCCUGGAGCGCACCCGUCUCGGAGCGCUAGCGCUGCCCCGCGGGGACAGGCCCGGACGGGCGCCGCCGGCCGCCAGCGCCCGCCCGUCUCGGAGCAAGAACAGCUGCUAACCUCGCAUGCUUCUCUCCUCCGCCCCAGAUGAUGAUGAUGAUGAUGAUGAAGACGAAGAUGAUGAAGAUGAUGUGUCAGAGGGUUCCGAAGUACCCGAGAGUGACCGUCCGGCAGGUGCCCAGCACCACCAGCUUAAUGGCGAGCGGGGACCUCAGAGUGCCAAGGAAAGGGUCAAAGACUGGACGUCCUGCGGAACUCACCAGGGCCAGGAUGAAGGGCGGGGGCCAGCCCCGGGCAGCGGCACCCGCCAGGUGUUCUCCAUGGCAAACAUGAACAAGGAGGGGGGAACAGCUUCUGUUGCCACCGGGCCAGACUCCCCAUCUCCCGUGCCUUUGCCCCCAGGAAAACCAGCCCUACCUGGGGCCGACGGGACCCCCUUUGGCUGUCCUACUGGGCGCAAAGAGAAGCCGUCUGAUCCCGUGGAGUGGACAGUGAUGGAUGUUGUGGAAUAUUUUACUGAGGCAGGCUUCCCCGAGCAGGCGACAGCUUUCCAAGAACAGGAAAUUGAUGGCAAAUCUUUGCUGCUCAUGCAGCGCACAGAUGUGCUGACCGGCCUGUCCAUCCGCCUUGGGCCAGCCCUGAAAAUCUACGAGCACCACAUCAAGGUGCUGCAGCAAGGCCACUUUGAGGACGACGACCCCGAUGGCUUCUUAGGCUGAGCGCCCAGCCUCACCUCUGCCCCAACCCAUUCUGGCCCCCAUCUCACCCAAGACCCCCCAGAGUCCAGGAGCUGGACAUGGACACCCUUGGCCCUCAUAACAGAUUCCAGGGAGGGGCACCCUGUAUGUCCUCAUUUUUGCCCUUUCUGUCUCACACACAUUUGCCCUUCAGCACGUCGGUGCAGGGAGAGGAUUGCUCCUUACACCCCAGGUGGCUGACCCUCCCCACCCAGCCCAGGACAUUUUAG